AUGUCGUUCCUGCGGCGGUUCACGAAGCGGCCGCCGCCGCCGGCGAAAGAACCGGACGAUGAGCCACCAAAGGACGACGCGCCGAGGAAGAGCCGCUUCACCCUCUUCGGCAGCAAAAAGAAGGACGAUGCCGCCCCCCCAAAGAAGCGCAAGUCCUGGUUCGGCGGCGGCAAGAAGGACAAGGAAGAAAUCCCCGAGGAGCCCGAGGACGCGCCCGCCGUCGCCCUCGCCGUCGACGUGCCGAGCGAGCGGCCGAACGCGCUCCACGUCGCGCUGCACCGGUGCCGCAACCUCCCGGUCAUGGACGUGAACCUCCUCAGCAAGAACUCGAGCGACCCCUUCGUCGUCCUCGAGUGCUGCGGCGCCAAAGAAAAGUCGACGACGAAAAAGCGCUGCCUCGACCCCUACUACGGCGAGCGCUUCGCGCUGCCGCUCGACGGCGGCGACGAGUCCGUCAAAUGCACCGUCUUCGACGAGGACGUCGUGUCGUCGCACGACUUCAUGGGCGUCGCCGACAUCCCCUGCGCGCCCCUCGCGGACCGCCGGCCGACGAAGCGCUGGUACAAGCUCCUCGGCAAAAAGGGCGACGCCUCCAAGGACUUGGGGGAAAUCCAGCUCACGCUCCACUGGGUCCACGACCCGAGCCGACUCCUGGAGCUCCCGCUCUGCGAGCCCGGCGAAACCAAAAACGAGCUCGUCGUCGCGCUCCGCCGCGCGCGGCACCUGCGGGCCCUGGACCGGAACCUGCUCACGGAGAACAGCAGCGACCCCUUUGCGAUAUUGCGCUGCGACGGCGAGGAAGCCAAGAGCAAAGUCGUCUACAACACGUGCGACCCCGUCUGGGACGAGAUCCUCACGGUGCGCGUCGACGACGGCGCGGCGCCCGUCUGCCUCGAGCUCCGGGACAAGGACGUGCUGUCGUCGGACCUGCUCGGCUUCGCGGACGCGUUCGCCGCGGAGCGCGCGGACGGCGCGGAGGCGCGGCGCGGCGCGUGGCUCUCGCUCGCGGAGUUCGACGGCACGCGGCCCGAGGGCAAGGACUACGGCGGCGUGCGCGUCGCCGCCCUGUGGCGCGCGAACGCGGCGCUGCCGCCGUCCUGGGCCGCCGCGCAGCCGGGCCGCGACGCGCCGGGGAAGCGGAACGAGCUCCGCGUCCGCGUCUGCCGCGUCGAGGGCGCGCUCCCGGGCCGGAAUCAAAUCUUCAACCCGACUUCACUGACAGUGGUUGAUUUCGGCUCAGGCGCCCUCUGGAAGCGCAAAGCGAACUGCUACGCCGUCGUCGCCUGCGACCACAGCACGCGGAAGACGAAGACUUUGGGGGCGGCGCUCGCGUGGAACGAGGAGGUGGCGCUCUUCGUCGAGGACGAGGACGCGCCGCUAAGGAUAGCCCUCCGCGAAAAGACGCUGCUCUCGUCGACGGAGAUCGGAAACGCGGAAGGAACAUGGGCGAGCGACCGGGGCGAGGCGCCGACCUACGCCUGGAUCGGCGACGACGAAUUACGGUUUCGGGUCUGUUGCUACUGGGCGCGCGAGCCGUCGCUCGUCGCGGCGAUCCCCGAGGACGAUUUGCGACCCGACGAGGCCGAGUGGCCCAACUGCCUCGUCGUCCGCGUCGUGCGCGCCAAGGAGGUCAAGGCCAUGGACUGGGCGCUCCUCGACGCGCCGAAGAGCGACCCCCUCGUGUCCGUGAGCCUCGGCGGCGAGACGGUGACGACGGCGACGGUCAAAUCGAACCUGAACCCCGUCUGGGACGACGCGCGCUUCGAGUUCGACGCCGCCGACGCGGAUGCCGUGGUGACCUUCGAGGUCAAGGACGAGGACCGCUUCCUCCUGGGCGCCUACAAGAACUACGACUUCCUCGGCCGCGCGGAGGUCCGCGUCGGCGAUCUCGCGGGUCCGCCCGAGCGGCGCUGGUUCGAGCUCGGCGGCCGCGAGCGCACGGGCAAGGAGGGCGUCGCGCGGCGCGCGAGCCUGCAGCUCGCGGCGACGAAGGACGGCCUGCUCAACGCGGCGAAGAAGACGCCCGAGGGCGAGCGCGGGUCGCUCGAGGUCUGGACGCACUGGACCUACGACGCGGGCCGCCCGUCCAACAAGGGCCGCACGGCGGCGCUGGCCGCCGCGGAGCAAGCGCGGCGCGAGCGGGAGGCGGCGGACGCGGCGGCGCAGCCCGAGGAGGAGGAGGAGGACAAGUGGUGGGAGCGCGAGAAGGGCAGCCCCUUCGCGACGGCCACCCUGAAGGGCCUGCCGAACCGCCUCAACUUCGUCGUUUUGGAGGCCGCCGUGCGGCCCCACGCGGCCGACGUGCUCGUGCCCAACGUCGCGGCGUCGGCGGACCCCUACUGCCGCGUGUCGCCGGGCGACUACGUCUUCGGAGAGGCGCCGAAGCCCGAGCUCGGGCGCAAGCAGAAGCGGCGCGCGCCGAAGUGCGUCUUCCGCGCGGGUGGCGACGCCGCGCGGUCCAAGACGCUCAAGCACGUUCUCCACCCCAAGUGGGACGAGGCCAUGACCGUGAAGCUCGACGCCGCGGGCCGCGCGGCGUUACGAGUCGAAGUCGUCGACGACACGAACAGCGACGACGACGACAAGGACGCGGUCAUGGGCGUCGCCCUCGUCAAGCUCGGCGACGUCCUCGACGCGCGCGCCGGCGCGACGCACGAGGGCUGGUUCGGCCUCGACGAGCCGCCGCCGCCCGCGCGGCCGGGCUCCGCGCCGUCGCCGGUCUCUCCGACGUCGCCCGACGCCCUAUCCCCCGACCUGCACUCCCAGUCCGCGCGGUCCCGGUCCCACUUCCACGCCGCCGCGGCGGCGACGGGCGCCUUCGGCGGCGCGCCCACGAAGCAGAAGCGGAAGCGGCCGAGCGACCGCUACUUGUGGUCGGGCGAGCUCGCGGAGCCGACGCUGUCGUCGCGCGAGCUCCUCGUGCAGCCGCCCUGGGAGCACACCACGUCUCCCCACCCGGCGCGCGAGGCCUACCACGGCCGCGAGUUCCGGUCCACGGCGCGGACGGCGCCGACGAAGGCGCCGACGCAGCGCAAGUCGUCCGUGCAGCGCUACACGCCCAAGGGCGCCUACCAGAGCAUGGCCAAGGCCCGCAAGGAGCGCGACGCCGCGGCGGAGGAGAGCGACAGCGACGGCGAGGAGGUCCGCCAGAAGGUGAAACUCCGCCUACAGUGGGUCUUCGACCCGCGGCUGAACCCGCGCGAGCUGCCCCUCGAGGAGGAGGCCCAGUGGGCCGCGAAGCUGGGCCUGAUGGGCGCGUCGCCGGAGGAGGCCAAGGAGCGGCGCCGGGCGCUGGCGCUCCAGCCGCCGAACGUGCUGCACGUCACGCUCGUCCGCGCGGUCCGCCUCAAGCUCCCGAAGACCGCGAGGUACGUCUUCGCCGAGGUCAAGUGCGCGCACCGCACCGUGGCCGCGGCGCCGCCCCAGCCCGUGCCCGAGGACGUCGGCGGCGAGCUGCUCUGGAAGCUCCGGGGGUCCGUGAAGGUCCGCGAGCGCGAGAUCUCGCCGUCGAGCACGCUCGACGUCGUCGUGUCCCACGCGGCGGACCUCGACGGGCCCCGGGCGACGCUCGGCCGCGCCGUGACGCCCAUGACGGACUACCGCGACGGCUACCCGCGGCGCCUCUGGGUCAAGGUCGGCGACCGCGCGACGGGCCGCGUGUCCGAGGCGUGGCGCGGCGCCGUCGACGCGUUCGUCGUCUGGGCCCACGACGAGACCCAGGCCUGGAAGGCCGAGGUCAACCAGGCCAAGGCGAAAAUCGCCUCGGCGAAGUGGGUCCAGGACACGACCCAGGGCAAGGCGCGCAAGCCCAUGGAGCGUUCCGUGCUGUCGCCGACGAAGCGGCCCAAGAGCGCCGCCAAGUCCGACCGCCACUCGCCGCGCAAGGUCGCCGAGGCCCUCUUCCAGGACGAGGAGCACCUCGCGACCCACGUCUACCUGCCCGAGGGCGUCGCGCACAAGCACGCCGCGCGCGUCGGCGCCAAGCUCCUCAAGCGGGCCGGGCCCGGCGCGGCGGCGCCGGUCGUCGAAGGCACGGUCGUGUCGCCGGUCGGCUCGCCGACGCUCGUCGACGCGGUCGGCGUUUCGGUGAAAGGCGCCGCGGACUUCGACGAGGGCGCGUCGUCCUCGAAGAUGAGCGCCACGGCGCAGAAGAAGGCCGCGUGGACGACGACGUUCAUCAGGGACAGCCCGAGCAUGGCCCAGAAGCAGCGGAGGCGCAUCGCGAGGUUCGCGACGGACAUUCCGACGCCGACGACGCCGACGCCGAUGGCCGUCUCCACCGACAAAAUCGCGACGUAG
Molecule: messenger RNA, 4299 nt
Organism: Aureococcus anophagefferens
Lineage: Eukaryota; Pelagophyceae; Pelagomonadales; Pelagomonadaceae
Exons: 6
Coding region: 1-4299 (1432 amino acids)
Molecular function (GO): calcium ion binding
Source: RefSeq, a predicted model, not a curated record